AUGAACAUUUUCAAAAAGUUAAGUUUAGUAAGAUUAGUUAGAAACAAAAGUGCUAUAAAAAUGAAGUACGAACCAACUCUAAUAAUACCAUGUGGGGAGGAGAAGGCUUAUGUGAAAGCAACAGAUUAUCUAUCUAACGGUUAUGUAAUUGCUGUGCCUACAGAUACAAUAUAUGGGCUAGCUUGUAGUGCCAACUGUCAGGAUGCAAUCAAAAAACUAUAUGCAAUUAAAGGCAGGGAUUCAGCAAAGCCAGUAGCAAUCUGUGUCAGUAAUAUAUCUGAUGUCAGGAAGUGGGGCCAAGCAGAGCAUUUAAGUGACAAUCUAUUAACCAGCUUGUUACCAGGGCCAGUGACUGUGGUAUUAGAGAAAACUGAACGAUUGAAUAAUCCAUACUUGAAUCCGAUGACGACUAAAAUUGGUAUAAGAAUACCAAAUCAUAGUUUUAUUAAUAAAGUAACAAAUGUGUUUGAUAUGCCCGUUGCAUUAACAAGUGCAAAUUCAAGUAAUGAACCAUCGUCACUGACUGUUAAGGAGUUCGAACAUUUGUUCAGCUAUUUAGGUGCGGUUUUUGAUGGCGGUACAUUGAGUCAAGGUUUGGAUAAGAAUCGGAGUGGCUCCACAGUGAUUGAUUUGUCUAAAAUUGGAUAUUACAAUAUAAUAAGAAAGGGUAUUUCGUAUGAAACAAUUGUGAAAAUCUUACAGGAGCAUGGACUGAGUAGUAUUGUUAAAUAGUUUUAUGGAAGGAUUAAAUUUGUUUGAUUUAAA
Colias croceus (clouded yellow) is the source of this 765-nucleotide messenger RNA. RefSeq names its product yrdC domain-containing protein, mitochondrial (gene Tcs1). The transcript has a single exon. NCBI's taxonomy places the organism in Eukaryota, Metazoa, Arthropoda, Insecta, Lepidoptera, Pieridae. The record is from RefSeq and is a predicted model, not a curated record. Gene Ontology annotation, molecular function: nucleotidyltransferase activity; tRNA binding; double-stranded RNA binding. Bases 1 to 732 code for a protein of 243 amino acids. Gene Ontology annotation, biological process: regulation of translational fidelity. Gene Ontology annotation, cellular component: cytoplasm.